Molecule: messenger RNA, 3542 nt
Organism: Rhagoletis zephyria (snowberry fruit fly)
Lineage: Eukaryota; Metazoa; Arthropoda; Insecta; Diptera; Tephritidae
Source: RefSeq, a predicted model, not a curated record
UAUACAAAACAGAGUACCUAGAGAAGAUGAAGAAACUAAUAGAAGACAGAAAUACAUAUAAAUCAAUACGAACUGAUCCUACAAACACUCUUCAAAGGAAAAACAACAAAAUAGUGGACGAACUUUACAAAGGCAAACACAUAAACUUCAGGGAAAAACUAAAACUCACCUGCACUGCAGCCACGGCGCCCAGAAUUUAUGGCUUGCCUAAAAUACACAAGCCUGGAGUUCCACUUCGUUCUAUUGUCUCUUCUAUUAUGGUCCCCUGUUACAAACUGUCCAAAUACAUCGGCGAGAUUUUACAAAGUCUAAUUUCAGGAAAAUAUAACGUCAAGAAUGCUUUUAAUCUUAAAGAUAAGUUAACCAACGUCCAUGUGUGUGAUGAAGAUGUUUUAGUUUCGUUUGAUGUCAUUUCCCUAUUCACAAAUAUACCAACGACAUUAGCUUCGAGAAUAAUUAUGAAUAAGUGGGACCUAAUUCAACAGAAAACUUCUAUUCCAAAAAAGAAAUUUCACGAAAUAAUAGACUUUUGCCUCAAGGAUAACAAUUACUUUAUGUUCAGCAACAAACUAUACGCACAAACAUUUGGAAUGCCCAUGGGAAAUCCAAUUUCUCCAACAAUCGCUGACAUUAUCAUGGACAACCUACUGGACAACACCAUCACUGAGCUGAAAGAAAAAUUUAACAUUGACAUAAAGUUUGUAACAAAAUACGUGGACGACAUCUUCGCUAUUAUCAAACGUAAUGACGCGAAUAUUAUUCUAGAUACUCUUAAUAAAUACCACAAUAAACUGAAAUUUACUAUGGAAAUUGAAAAAGACUCAAAAAUACCAUUUCUAGAUGUUUGUAUUUAUCGAGAAAAGCAAAACCUCCUUCUAGACUGGUACUCAAAACCAACCUCCUCUGGACGCCUGAUAAAUUACUUCUCAUCUCAACCAAGAAACUAUAAAAUUAACACCGCAAAAAACUUAAUCCACAAAGUACUGACGAUAAGCCACACACAGUUCCAUGACGCCAAUAUAGAGAAAAUAACCAACAUCCUAAAAAACAAUAAUUAUCCUGUCAAAUUAAUACACGAACUCAUAAAUCAGGAAAUAAUAAAACAUAGCAACCACCCUAACACACAAUCGGACUCAGAAACAACAAAAAGCGCAAAGAAAUUCUUCAGUGUUACAUACAUUCCCAAUCUUACCGAUAAUUUUGAUCAUAACAUAACAAAAACACAAAACACAGCACUUGCAUAUAAAUCUAAUUGCACACUUUCGAGAAUAUAUACAAAAACAAAGUGUCCAGUGGAGGUCCACCAACAAAACAACGUAGUCUACGAAAUUAAAUGCAAUGGGAAGGAAACAGAAACAUGCGGAAAGGUGUACAUUGGGACAACGAAGCGGCCUUUAGGUGUUCGAUUAGGCGAACAUGAAGCGGACAUAAGGAAACGGAAAAGCAGUACAGCAUUAUCACAGCACAUUUUAACAAGUGGACACACAGCUGAUUUCGCGAACACAAAUAUUAUUGACAAAGAAAGAAGAGAACAGAUUCGAUACACAAUAGAGAGCCUUAGAAUUAUGCAAAAACGAGAAAUGACAAUUAAUAAGAAGGAAGAUACAGACAACAUUGCGGCCGCAUACAUAACUUGUUUACAGAAAUGAAAUUUUCAGUACUGACUAAACUACCACAUCAAGUGGGCUUGUUCUUCAAAAUAAUUUGUUUCGAAUUUUGUUACGUUGGCGAAAGCAUCGGUAUGCCUUUACCGCAGACAUUGAAAAGAUGUUUCGCCAAAUUGAGGUCAAUCCCGCUCAGCGGAUAUACCAGCAAAUUUUAUGGCGCUAUAACAAAAGUGACUUAUGGUACGACUCCGGCUCCUUAUCUCUCAAUUCAAGUUUUGCGUCAACUUUCUGAAGAUUAUAGGAACGAGUAUGAACUAGCGUCAGCUGUGUUAGACGCAGACACGUACGUCGAUGAUGUUAUGUCAGGAAAUUUUAGCCGGAACAGUCUCAUUGCAAAAAGAUUUAUGUGCUGCUCUUCUUAAUAAAGGUCAGUUCGUACUUAAAAAUUGGAUAAGUUUAAGAAUAGUUCCGCCACUUUUGAUCUUAAUCGAGAUAAUGUAGUUAAAGCGCUCGGUGUUCAGUGGAACACCACUUUCGAUUAGUUCGCUUUUAAAACUAGCUUCAAGUCUGACUCCAAGCCAACAAAACACUCGAGCGGACAGUGCACGUCCCUUCGACCAUUUAGGAGGGCUCACCCCUGCGACUAUAGUUGCCAAAUUACUUUUUCAAAAAUUAUGGCUUGGUGGUGUGGACUGGCAGGAAGAAGUCCCCACUGAUAUUGAAUCAGUAUGGUACGAAUACAAAUCAACUUUAACUGCGUUUCAUGACAUACAAAUCCCUAGAUGGAUAGGUUAUUCGCCCAGCUGUACCUUUGAUUUGCAUUGCUUUUGCGACGCUUCACAAGUCGCUUAUGCCGCAGUAGUAUACGCACGCAUUUUCGUAGUCUCUUUUCUUCAAGCCAAGUCAAAGGUAGCACCCAUCAAAACUGUAUCCAUACCCAGAUUGGAGCUAUUUAUGUGCAGCUGCUCUUUUAGUCCAACUCACAGCCAAUGUGAUAGAGUCUUUUACUCAAAAUUCUCCAAAUUGUAUUCAGUCAGCAACGUACUGUAGUGACAGCACAACAGUGGUGAGUUGGAUUAGGCAGUCUCCAUCAUAUUGGAGUGUCUACGUAGCAAAUCGCGUAGGCGAAAUUCAGCGCCAUUCAAAUAUUGUCCAAUGGCGAUAUGUUCCAUCGCACAUUAGGUCAAAUGAUUACUUUUUCUGUGCGAAAUUAAUAGCAGCUAAAAUAUUGCUCAAAAACAUUGUCCAAUUAGCUUGGUUUUGACACAAGUUAUUUUCUUGCCAUACUCCAACCCCACCCCCGCACCCCCUCCCCCUCUUAAAAUUAGCUACACAACAAAAUAAGUAUGGUCACAUGUACAUAAGUGGUUUCUUCUAGCGAUUAAUUAUGGCAUUAUCGAAAUUCCUAAAUUAAAAAAAGAAAAAUAUUUACUACAUGCCUCGCAGAUAUGUCUUGAGGAGAGGUUCCUAAAGCAGGUACUCUCCAUAAAGCACUUAAUUUUCACUUGAGGUUUCAGUAUUCCCAAAUUCCCCCAAUUCCGUAAAUUCUCUCAAGGAUUUGCCCUUUUUGCGAAGGCUGCUCAUCAAUGGUCUUUGCGAAUCGACGCAAGUGUAUUUGCAACAUAGCCACGGCUACGCUACAGUAGAUGAAAUGUAAUCCAAAUUGAGUCUGCUAUUUUUUUUUGCUAUCACAUACUUCCAUCUUCACUAUUUAUCAUCAUUAAAAUUGAUUAUUUAUCACCAAAAAAUUUAGGAGAUAUUUUUGGAGAUAGCUGAAAAUUCGGGAAAAUUUUAGCUUUCCUAUUUUACCAUUUUAGCGAUAGCGAAAGUUAGAAUUCGGCUGAUGGUCGACACAGUCACUUUUUUAUUUCGAAAAGAACUUCAUCAGCAAGAAACGCUAUGUUUACAGAUCUAAAUAUUUUAGCAUCCUUUCCA